This is a messenger RNA of Arxiozyma heterogenica, 987 nucleotides long. RefSeq lists its product as uncharacterized. Gene Ontology annotation, cellular component: fungal-type vacuole; cellular bud neck. The coding region runs from base 1 to 987 and encodes 328 amino acids. NCBI's taxonomy places the organism in Eukaryota, Fungi, Ascomycota, Saccharomycetes, Saccharomycetales, Saccharomycetaceae. The record is from RefSeq and is a predicted model, not a curated record. The transcript has a single exon.
AUGGAAGAAAUACCUUUUUUAAAAAGAAGUUUGCCAAGUUUAAUAACAGCAACCACAUCAACUACAACAACUGCUACCAGUAGCAGCGAUAGUAGUAACAGUAGAAAUAGCGACAGUAGCAGUAAUACCAUUACUAGGACAAGUAUUAUCACAAACAGUUCUGUUGAUGAUUCAAUGAAAACUUCGAAUACUCCUGUCUCAACAUCAACAAUAUAUGUAGCAGCUAUAACUCCACCUGCUGCAGAUAACAACCCAUUUAUUUAUCACACAGGAUCAACGCCAGAUGGCACUGUGUUUAUUGCAAUGGGUUGUAUUGUAGGUGCAAUAUUUUUCAUCAUCUUCGCAUGGUGGUGUUUAACUACCUACAUAUCAUACAAAAACACUAAAGAAGCAAACAAAUUGUUGAACCAUAACGCUCUUUACUAUUCAAUAGAAAAGCAACCGUUAACUAAUGGAAAAAACAAUAGAAAAAAUAAUGUUGAUAUCAAUGCUAAUAGGAUUCCAUCUGAUUCGUCGUCAUUUGGCAAAAUGAGUUGUGAAGAUUAUGAAUUCGAAGAAAAAUAUCUGAAUCGAUUUAAUGAUUUAGAAUUUGGUCUAAACCAAGACACUACAACAAAUACCUUAAAUCAACACCAUUAUCAUCAACCUCAACAACAGCAGCAGCCAUUUAGUGUGAUUCAAUCGGAUAUGAGUUGUAGAAAUUCACUAUUUAUAUCACCAACAUUACAAUUAUCCCAAAGGACAGAGGAUAUGUAUCAAACACCCACAAAAAAUACAGAAGCCAAUUCUGAGAUCGUAUUAGAUAAACCUACUUUGACUGCUUCACCAGAAAGAAUGAACAGACACAUGAGAAAUAAGCACAGACGGAAUCAGUCGUCAUUAGGUAGAUUAUCGGCAUCACCAUCCAAAUCACAGAUUGAAUUAUCUAAUCAACAUCAUAAGUCCGCUUCAAUGUAUCUGGAAGAUAUAUUAAACUCCAAUAAGUAA